AUGGCAUCUUUUUCAACAUUCACAGGAAAAGUUAAAAAAACAAUAAAACUUGGUGCAGAUUAUGCCGAAAAUAAAUGGAAUGAAAGCUCUACAAUUACAAAAGCAUGCAUUUUUGGCGUACCAAUUGCUAUGAUAGCGCCAUUGGCUAUAAUACCUGUUUUAGGUGCGGCUGGAUUUACAUCAGCUGGUGUAGCAGCCGGUAGUUUAGCAGCAUCUAUCCAAACAGCAACAACAGCAUCUGGAAGUAUUUUUGCUUUAUGUCAAUCUGCUGGAGCAGUUGGUGCUGUAGCUGCAUCAACAUCCGUUGGUGUAGGACUUACAGCUGGUGCUACUGCAGGUGGUAUAACUGCAGCCGUUUGUAGAAAACAUGAUUCCAAUAAUAAGAGUGACAAGAACACCCAAACUGGAGAUGAUAAUGAAAAAGAUAUUGAAAAUAAUAUUAUUGUAGCUACAUCAACAUCUGUCGAUGUAGGACUUGAAGCUGAUAUUACUACAGAUGAUGUAACAACAGCAGUUUGCAGUGAAAAGGAUUCUGUUAAUGAGAACGACAAGGAAACGCAAACUGAAGAUAAUAUCAAUGAAGCAUCUGAUUCUUUACGAGUAGUUGAUUUAGAUAUUUCUUUUUCUGAAACAUGGAAAUAG
Molecule: messenger RNA, 642 nt
Organism: Adineta steineri
Lineage: Eukaryota; Metazoa; Rotifera; Eurotatoria; Adinetida; Adinetidae
Source: the annotation of a GenBank genome assembly